Ictalurus punctatus (channel catfish) is the source of this 1365-nucleotide messenger RNA. Its product is annotated as zinc finger protein 614. NCBI's taxonomy places the organism in Eukaryota, Metazoa, Chordata, Actinopteri, Siluriformes, Ictaluridae. The transcript has 5 exons. The record is from RefSeq and is a predicted model, not a curated record. The coding region runs from base 1 to 1023 and encodes 340 amino acids. Gene Ontology annotation, biological process: regulation of transcription by RNA polymerase II. Gene Ontology annotation, molecular function: RNA polymerase II cis-regulatory region sequence-specific DNA binding; DNA-binding transcription factor activity.
AUGUCUUCUGUCGAUAUCCAUUCUCAGUUAGCGUCCAUACUAGAAAGGUUUGCAAAGGGUGCGCUGGUAGAGAUGACCAAACUCAUAGACAAGGACUCGGCGCUUUUACGCGCGGAGAUAGCGCGCAGACAAAUGGAGGUCGAGGCGCUUUUGUGUAAACUGCAGUUCGCAGAGAGUGAGCUGAGAUCGGCGCGCCAGGCAGCAGCUUCACGCCAGUCCGCUCCCAAUCGCCGAUCGGUGGCUGUACAAGUUACCAUCACGGCUGCACUGCAAGACUGUAAGGAAACGCACACAGACACGCACAUAGAUACUUCUUCAGUGCAUUCUUCUAAUGCAAAGCAGGAGGAUAGAGCAGAAUCGUUUCAGAUCAAAGAAGAGAGGACCGAGCUGAUGCCAUGGGACAAUGCAGAUGAGAUAGAGGAGACUCGUGUUUGCUGGGAGGAUGAGCGAAAUGCAUCCAACACAUCAGGUCGUAAUGAAGCCAAACCUGGUGUUAUUUGGGACUCGCCUGAUUUAGAGGAUUUCACCAUGAGACCUGAGGCAUCACAAGACACUACUAAUACAGUUCCUGGGCAUCACAGCACAAAUGCAUCCCCAAAUCCAAGAGAGGAUAACAGCGUUCACUAUGAAUAUCAGCAAAGCACAGAAUGUGAUGCUGGACAACAGAGACUCAGUCGGUUGAUUAACACUAACAAUACAGCGCUUCCUCCAGUCAGCGAGCAGAGAGGUGAUGGGGUGGGGACGGGGGAGAAGAGUUCGUGCUGUGCUCAGUGUGGUAAAACUUUCACCACGCGCUUCUACUUGAAGAUCCAUCAGCGCAUCCACACGGGCGAGAGGCCCUACACGUGCCUACAGUGUGGCAAGCGCUUCUACUGUAACUCCCACCUCAUUUCACAUCAGCGCUGCCACACAGGAGAGAAGCCCUACAGCUGCGAGGAAUGUGGCAAGUCGUACUCUCAUUUAAACUCAUUGAAACUGCAUCAGCGCAGCCACACCGAGGAGGAGGUCUGCAACUAUUGGUGACUUUGAAAGCCAGAUUUGGACUUUUGGGAUUGUCUCACACACAGUAUUAACUGAUUAUACAAUAUGGCACAAAAUUUUACAUGCACAAUAUGGUUACUGUGGACAAUGUAUAAUCUUGACUUCUAAGUUCAAUUUGAAAGCAAAUGGACAUUUUUUUUGACCAAGGAAUUGCUAACUAUGGAGUAAAAAAAUCCAGUACUGUGAUAAUAUUGUAACCCCUGAUAAAAGUUUAGGCAAGAAUCAAAUUUCAUUUAGUCACAAAGCCUAGUCUUAAACAUUAGUAUUGUGGAGAAAUAGCCACCUUAUCUUCCACUUACAAUAAAUUUAUUUGGUUAGCCAAGA